AUGAAUGAGAAGCAAAAGGCUUUCUAUUCACAUAGAUCAAUCCAGAUCUGCCAAGCAAAGUUGUUGGAUUUACUAACAUUUCUAGCUGUCAAUGAGUUGGAAUAUACUGUGGUCGUAUUUUACUACAUAAAAGCUGUCUUGGGGUUAAUAUGUGAACUUGAAUUGAUUAAGCCUUUACAGCAGGUCUUGGAUAUCAAAAAUAAACAAGAUCUGAAGGAAGGUUUCAGAAAGGUGGUCACUGAUAUUGGUAAUCACCUCAUGGAAAAACAUAAUUGUUCUGUAGAUGAAAAAUACGGUAUUUGUCUGUGA
This is a messenger RNA of Phycomyces blakesleeanus NRRL 1555(-), 309 nucleotides long. RefSeq lists its product as hypothetical. Lineage: Eukaryota; Fungi; Mucoromycota; Mucoromycetes; Mucorales; Phycomycetaceae. Bases 1 to 309 code for a protein of 102 amino acids. The transcript has 4 exons. The record is from RefSeq and is a predicted model, not a curated record.